This is a messenger RNA of Schistocerca americana (American grasshopper), 3895 nucleotides long. RefSeq names its product cyclin-dependent kinase 5 activator 2 (gene Cdk5alpha). The record is from RefSeq and is a predicted model, not a curated record. Bases 272 to 1873 code for a protein of 533 amino acids. Gene Ontology annotation, cellular component: cytoplasm; protein kinase 5 complex. NCBI's taxonomy places the organism in Eukaryota, Metazoa, Arthropoda, Insecta, Orthoptera, Acrididae. The transcript has 3 exons. Gene Ontology annotation, molecular function: cyclin-dependent protein serine/threonine kinase activator activity; protein kinase binding. Gene Ontology annotation, biological process: activation of protein kinase activity; positive regulation of cyclin-dependent protein serine/threonine kinase activity.
CCUGCGAGACGCGCUCACGCUGUCGACUCGGGAGUGGCGUUCCGCAACAGAGCUGACAGUGCCGGGCUUUUGGAGGCGGACAGCGCGCUCCCCGGCCCCGCGGGGGACAGAGAGCAGCAGCGGCGGUGCGGAAGGAUGCGCGGCCAGCGCCAGGGCCGCCGGUGCUGACGGGCUGCAGACGGCCGGCAAGCUGGUGCUCCACUACCUGCGGCAGGUGGUGUGGGGCUACGCGGAGGGGCAGCGCCUCAGCAGCAGCGGCGGCGACGCGCUCAUGGGCACCGUUCUCAGCUUCAGCCCGCGAGAGCGCCGCCCAGUCUACUCGAGCACCGGUUCGAUAGGCGGGGGCGGCGGCGGCGGCGGCAGCAUGGGCGGCAGCAUGGGCGGCGGCGGCGGCGGCGGGGGCGGCGGAGGCGGCUGUACCGUCAACAACGCCGGCUCCGUCACCGACUUUACGCUCAACAACUACAGCUACGAGCAGCUCAACAACGCCAAGAACCGCGAGAACAAGACCGGCGGUGGCAACAACAACGGCGACAACCCGACGCCCAUAGUCGGCUCGCUGCCCAACGGCAACGCCAACGCCACCACCAACCACAACCACAUCAACAACAAUGAGAACGCGCGCAUCAUCUCCGAGAAGAACGCCCUCGAGAAGAACUUCAAGAAGCACUCGCUCUUCAUCAACGCGCUCAGCUGGAAGCGGUUCUCCACCACCAACAAUAACAAGAAAAAGCUGGACAAUAAGAAUAAGAACUUGACAGCUUUCCGGCAACCGCUGGUGGACAAUAUCCACCCGCUGGUGGUGGACAAGAACAAGAACCUCCAGAAGGCGGCGGGCAUCACCUGCUACUACAACCCUCCGGUGAAGACCCUGAGCGAAGGAAGCAGCCUGCAGCCGCGGCCGUCGCUCACCACGACGACCAGCACGGGCACGAGCACCGCGGCGGACGCCGUGCGCGCCAACAACGUCAACAACAACAGCCAGCAGGUGUGCGAGAAGCUGGGCCCCAAGGCGGCGCUGCUCGGCGGGUCGGCGGCUCCCGCGCCACAGCCUCCCGGGCCGCCGCACCACCACCACCACAGCCACCACCAACACCACCACCACCAGCACCAGCCCGUCCCAAAGAAGACGGUCAUCCAGGCCUCCACGUCGGAGCUGCUCAAGUGCCUGGGCAUCUACCUGCACAACAAGUGCUACCGGCUCAAGGACUUCCAGGCUGGCGACGCCGUCAUGUGGCUGCGAACCGUGGACCGCAGCCUCCUGCUGCAGGGAUGGCAGGACGUGGCGUUCAUCAACCCGGCCAACGUGGUGUUCGUGUACAUGCUGGUGCGUGACCUGGUGACGGAGGAGAACCUGUCGUGCGAGCACGAACUGCAGGCGGUCGUGCUCACGUGCCUCUACCUCUCCUACUCUUACAUGGGCAACGAGAUCAGCUACCCGCUCAAGCCGUUCCUCGUCGAGGACGACAAGGAGCGCUUCUGGGACCGCUGUCUGCUCAUCGUCAACCGGCUCAGCCGCAACAUGCUGCGCAUCAACGCCGAGCCCGGCUUCUUCACCGAGAUCUUCACCGAGCUCAAGGCGUGCGGCGCACAGGUCCAACAACAGCAACAACAGCAGCAACAACUGCAAGAACCUACACCACCACCACCACCCCCUCCACCACCUCCACCACCCCCUGCCCUCAGUGCAUCGGUAGUGCAACUGCAAAAGCAGCAGCAGCAACAGCAACAACAACAGCAGCAGCAGCAACAGCAACAACAACAACAACAAAAGCAGCACCACCACCACCAGCAGCAGCAGCAGUCAAAGCAAUGCCAACAACAGCAGCAUCCAGAGGGUGGGGGCCCAGUGGCACUGCCUGCGACUGCUUGACCUCCCACUGGUGGCCAGGGUCCUCAGCAGAGUGUUGUGUUGGUACGCCUGGCGCGCAGCCACUACGUCACUACACUGUGACCUGCGGCAGCCCCCGCUCUCCUCCCGCGCGGGGGCACGGCCCUCUAGCGGCACACGGAGGAGCUCCCUCCAAAACAGCCAACCAGCGGAAAACAGGCCUUUUGUCAACAAUUGCCGCUGAUCCGUCGAUAUACUGAAAUUUAUCUCAAGUAUACAAAUGCGUGUGCCACUCUUUAACAUCAGAAACUGGGGAAAGUUGCUUUCUUUGCAGGUCACAACUUUCGAAGUUGGACAUUCUCAUACACUGAACAGAAUAGUUCCCCUCUGUCACUUACACAUCUCAAUCUGUGUAUUGCAUCAUAAGAGCUCUCUUCAGUGCAUACACACUGUGCUUGUGAUGGCCUUAAAUUUUCAUUUUUCAUAAACAUUUCUGAUAAUAUGUGUGAAGUUAAUAGCCAAACUUCCAAGUUUCCUUCAAUCCAACAUUAUUUGCUAUCUAAUGUUUUGAACAAAUUGUGCCUGUCUUCAUUAGGCUUUUUCCUCUGUAAAAGUCAGAUUACAAUUGUAUAAUUGUUCCCUCAAAGUGAUAGUAAUAUCAAUCUCGUUUCAGUGGAUAUUCUGAUCCAGAUAUUCAUACAGUGUGUAAACUUUUUGUUUUCUAAAUAUUCUUCCACAAAACAAUUAUCUGCAGAGAUUACAACUUUCCUCACAUGUGGAGAUUGUGGUUUUAAGUUCAUUGAUCUGUGAUGUUCCUGAUGGGUUUGGAAGGAAAUUAACAAAAACAUUCAAUGUUUAUAAGGCACAGAAGAAGUUGGUCUUUCUAAUAUAUUCUGUCCCUGCCAAGUGUUAUUAAAAAUCUGACAUAGUAUUCAGUUGGUAUUUCCUUUUUGAGAAGCUUUUGCUGGAUCUGAGGUGAUUGUAUUAUGUGGAGGAUUAAUAUGUAAAAAAAGUCUGAAAAGAUAUGGGGAUAAAUAGAACUUUAUUUUGAACCACCUAUAAGUGAGCAACAUUUCCAUUCACAGUACAAAAGUCCCUCAUGUGAUUCAGCAUAAUACUAGAGAUUUCUAUACCAGUUAUUGUUUACUGCUUUGUUUCCUAUGGUUCCAGAAUAUUGUUGCCGAAAUACUCAGGUAUAUUCACGUUCACAUUAUGUGUAUUUCUCAUCUUCUUCAGGUACUUUGUUCUGGAAGUAGUGUCACAGAUGAAUGAGGUCAUUAUGCCUGCCACUGAACAUUACACCAGCCAGUCAACUUCACCGCUAAAAAAAAGUGAUGUGUUGAUUCCUAUUAUGUCAUGUGUACAGCACUCAAAAUAUUAAAACUGAAGCUGUACAGCUACAUGAAUCAUUCCAUGUGUUCCAUAUGAUGGCAUGAAGGUUGUAAAAUUAUUCAUCCUUUUAAAUGUAAAACAUUGAUAGGACAGCAGUAAAGAAGCAUUGUUUGAAACAUUUAUAUAUGUUGCAUUACACAGGAAAAAGAAAAUGAAAUUUUAUAUGACAAAUAUGUUUCUAGGGAAAUAACAUGGCCAACCAGUAGGACACACUAAAACUUUUUAAAGGCAUGGAUAUCAUCCACGUGCGUUGUGUAACAAUUCUGAUCAGGUUAAACAACAUCUACAGACAUUAGAUCACAUUAAUAUCACUGUUAUUUUCUAUAUUUGAUGAGAACUCCUUCCAAUCACAAGAUAUUUCUCUCUACAAAGACUUCAGACUUGUAGCUAAUGAAUAGGAAAUUCAUUACAAUAGUGCAGGGUGAACUGAGUGAUUGUUGUUUAAAAGAAUUACUACAAACACUCAGUCAUAAAUGUAGGAUAUAACAGGGACUAUGCUAAUUCGAAGUAUUCAAUUUACAUAAUGUAGUGUAACUACAUUGUGCCCACAUAUCCCUUAAGGGUUAAUGCAGGAACCCUUCUGGAAUGGACUUAAGUGGGCUUGUUGUUGAAUAUUUAACUAAAGUAAAGUAGAGGUAAAUUAAGUUAGUCGUAUAUAAGUAAUAUAUUUAA